Molecule: messenger RNA, 1332 nt
Organism: Brassica oleracea var. oleracea
Lineage: Eukaryota; Viridiplantae; Streptophyta; Magnoliopsida; Brassicales; Brassicaceae
Product: polycomb group protein VERNALIZATION 2-like
Exons: 13
Coding region: 40-1332 (430 amino acids)
Cellular component (GO): nucleus
Molecular function (GO): chromatin DNA binding
Source: RefSeq, a predicted model, not a curated record
ACACAUCCUACUCUCUCCGAUCAGAAACUUCAUUCGAGAAUGAGUCAGGAAGACAGCCAAGCUAAAUCAUCACAUGAUGGCGAGAAACACUGGAUGUAUUUGAAGCCUGUUCGUCUAUACGACAUGCUUCUAUGUCACUCUCCAAGCAAACCACGGUUUCUUCGGAGAAACUUGAACUACAAAAAUCAAGAAAAGGGCGAGACAAGGUCCGCAUCUGCUGGGAUGGUAGUUUUCAACUUUAAGGACUUUGAUAACACAGUGCAGAAAACUCAAGUUACGAAGAAUUGCUCUUGUCCCUUUUGCUAUAUGCUAUGUGCUAACUUCAAGGGGCUGCAACUUCAUUUGAAUUCAUUUCAUGAAUUACUUGAAUUUGAGUUCAUGACUUCUGAAGAAAACCAGACAGUUAAUGUCUCUGUAAGACUUGAUGCUUUCAAAACCAAGGACCAACGAAACAUUCGAGAAAAAUUUGGGGAUCUCUCCUUUUGCUCAAAACCUUUCAAGCGUACACAAGUAGGUGGUAGAAAUAUCCCCAAGCGGCUUAAUGUAACCAUUUUACCAAUGGAUCCUCCCUUUUUAGCCGAUGACACAGAAACUGGAACCUCCCUGCUGAACAAUGGAAAUCCUGUGGCAAUGAUGAAUGUACCAGACAUAGGUCAAUCUUCUGGCUCUGGUGCUAGAGAAUCUGAGGGCCCUGCUGCUAAGACUGAGAAUUUUUCUUCCAGCAUCUCACUUCUCCAGACACGCCAGUUCUAUCAUUCUCGCACACUUCAGAUGAUUGAUGAUUUGGAGGAUGUGAGCCCGACUGAAAAAGAUUUCAUGCAUCUUUGGAACUCAUUUGUAAGAUAUCAAAGGGUGAUCACUGAUGGUCAGGUUCCUUGGGCAUGUGAAGCGUUUUCAAAGUUUCACAAGAAAGAGUUUAUCGAAUCCAAACCACUCCACUCAUGCUGGAGAAUGUUUAUGAUCAAACUGUGGGAUUAUGGGCUUGUAGACGCUGUCACCAUCAAUAAGUGCAAUCUCAUAAUUGAGGAUAGCGAAGAUGAUCAUUCAGUCAACACCAACAACAAUAACAGUGUAGAUUAUGGUAUUGACCUCAACAGAAAUGAUACGAUGGAUGUUGACCAUAACGGAGUGGAUCUUGGCAUUGGCCUAGGGAGGAACACUGCGAUGGAUGUUAACAAUAACAAUGUGGAUCGUGGCAUUGACCUGAACCUUACGAUGAAUGUUAACCCUAGCAAUGUGGAUCGUGGCAUUGACCUAAAUAGAAACGAUGUGAUGGAUGCUGACGAGGAUGUCAAUGACAGUUCAUAUCUCUCUCUCUCUUUAUCUCUCUAA